UCCUUUUAUAGUUAUUUCUCGCCUGGCACUCGCCCGGGCCGCUGCUGCUGCUGCUGCCGCCGCGGCGGGGGCAGCUCGCAAACCUGUGGCGGUGACGUGAGCCCCGCCAACCCGGAAACGGCGGCGGCGGCACCGGAGGCUCCGAGUCUCCUGCGCUCCCGCGCCGCGCUCCCCUCGUCCGCCCGGGCCGCCAGGAGAAGAAACUGAGACCUGGAAUUUGAUUAACUCAUUCAAGAUUACCCAGUUGAAUUUGGUCCCAGUUCCUGUUGAAAAUAUCUCAGGAUCCAGCUUCAUUGAAGGGUUACAAGGUUGAAUUCACAAAUUCUGAAGUAUUUCUCUCCUGCUAGUGUAAUCGUUUGCAUACCUGUUAGCAAGAAACAGAAGUUGAAGGACUGGAACAAGUGAACUAGGAAAGAGGGAACGCCAAUCCAAGGAUAGAAGGACAAGGACAGAAUCACCAGCACUGGCUGAAGGUACCUUAACAUGGGGAAUCUUCUUAAAGUUUUGACAUGCACAGACCUUGAGCAGGGGCCAAAUUUUUUCCUUGAUUUUGAAAAUGCCCAGCCUACAGAGUCUGAGAAGGAAAUUUAUAAUCAGGUGAAUGUAGUAUUAAAAGAUGCAGAAGGCAUCUUGGAGGACUUGCAGUCAUACAGAGGAGCUGGCCACGAAAUACGAGAGGCAAUCCAGCAUCCAGCAGAUGAGAAGUUGCAAGAGAAGGCAUGGGGUGCAGUUGUUCCACUAGUAGGCAAAUUAAAGAAAUUUUAUGAAUUUUCUCAGAGAUUAGAAGCAGCAUUAAGAGGUCUUCUGGGAGCCUUAACAAGUACCCCAUAUUCUCCCACCCAGCAUCUAGAGCGAGAGCAGGCUCUUGCUAAACAGUUCGCAGAAAUUCUUCAUUUCACACUCCGGUUUGAUGAACUCAAGAUGACAAAUCCUGCCAUACAGAAUGAUUUCAGCUAUUAUAGAAGAACAUUGAGUCGUAUGAGGAUUAACAAUGUACCGGCAGAAGGAGAAAAUGAAGUAAAUAAUGAAUUGGCAAAUCGAAUGUCUUUGUUUUAUGCUGAGGCAACUCCAAUGCUGAAAACCUUGAGUGAUGCCACAACAAAAUUUGUGUCAGAGAAUAAAAAUUUACCGAUAGAAAAUACCACAGAUUGUUUAAGCACCAUGGCUAGUGUAUGCAGAGUCAUGCUGGAAACACCGGAAUACAGAAGCAGAUUUACAAAUGAAGAGACAGUGUCAUUCUGCUUGAGGGUAAUGGUGGGCGUCAUAAUACUCUAUGACCACGUACAUCCAGUGGGAGCAUUUGCUAAAACUUCCAAAAUUGAUAUGAAAGGUUGUAUCAAAGUUCUUAAGGACCAACCUCCUAAUAGUGUAGAAGGUCUUCUAAAUGCUCUCAGGUACACAACAAAACAUUUGAAUGAUGAGACUACCUCCAAGCAAAUUAAAUCCAUGCUGCAAUAACAAUUCUGGAAUAAGCACCUGCUGUAGACAGAAGACAGUAUUCUGCAAUGACUGAGAAUGCACAGUUUUUUAGUGAUUGCAAUUACUAUCUCAUUUAUUCUUGCUUUUAUUUCUUUCCUCUGUUCCUCUUCCCUCUUUUUUAAUCAUGUUCUUGUUCUUAAGACUUCUUUUCUGUGCCAAAAUUAGUAAAGUUACACUCUGAAGGGAUAUCAUCCUUUCAAACAGGCCAUCUAAGGCAGCUAAUUAUGCAUUGCAUUGGGGUCUCUACUGAGAAAAAUUCUGUGACUUGAACUAAAUAUUUUUAAAUGUGGAUUUUUUUUGAAACUAAUAUUUAAUAUUGCUUCUCCUGCAUGGCAAAACUGCCUAUUCUGCUAUUUAAAAACCCUCAAUGACUUUAUUUUCUACUGCCGCCUUUUUCAUGUGCAACCAAAAUGAAAAUGUUUAAAUUAACUGUGUUGUACAAAUGGUACCCAACACAAACUUUUUUUAAAUUAGUAAUACUUUUGUUUAAAGUUUUAAGUUUGCAUUUUGACUUUUUUUGUAAGGAUGUAUGUUGUGUGUUUAACCUUUAUUAACUAACGUUAAAAACUGUGAUGUGUGCGUAGAAUAUUACGUAUGCAUGUUCAUGUCUAAAGAAUGGCUGUUGAUGAUAAAAUAAAAAUCAGCUUUCAUUUUUCUAAGUGUGGCUUGGUUUACUGAUGUUUUGUUUUUAGGCUUCUAAAGUUUUCCCCAUGUAUGUUUUUAUGGAAUGCAUAUAUACAUUACAUGAUGUUUUCUUUGAGGGGAGAGCCGGGUCUUUUCAUUAGAAUUUUUAUCAUUGUCUAUGUAUAUAAUUUUAAUUGCCUUUAAAAUUUUGCUAAGUAUAUUAAGACCAGUGAUCUUUUCAUUAACUGGACUUUUAUUCUUGAUUUACUCUUGUAUGGAUGAAGUAAUGAAAGGAAAACCGCAUCCUAGCUUGAUUCUCCGAGAGUGGGUAGCAACGUGAAGGCAGAGUAGCCCUUUCAUCCUGGGAAGAGAGUGAUUAUAAGAGGGACUUCCUAGGAGAAAAGCAGAGGCCAUGAUCUCACUAGUGGUGGAAAACUAACAUGUUUUUCAGUUUGAGAUCAUAAAACCUAAAUCAUGAAAUCUAAAUCUCACGGUUGGAAGAAACUGCUUAAAGGUUGUCUAGUUCAACCGUGCCAGUGUUUUAAAUAUUUAGGAAUAUCCGAGGUAUGAUACAAUUAAAAUGCUUAACCAUGGAAGAGAAUCACAGAGGCUUCCAUCAGACCCUUCUGAAUGAAUAGGGCCAGAUCAUGGCACACACAGCUUCUCAAGAUCACAUCCCUGCUGAUCUCUCUGGCCCUCCUGCUCACUGCUCCCACACUUCACACCCUGUUCUGCAGCCAGGCCCUACUGCUUGCUGUUCACAGAUUGUCCCAUGUGAUGUCACUUCCUUAACUCUGGUCUGGCUGGUACCUGAACCUGACAUUCCCUUCCUGCCCUUGUGACCAUCUAAUGAACGCCAGCUUUCAUCUUUGAAGGGUUAUCUUCUAUUACCUCCUUCAUGGAGCCUUCUGGAUAACAUUGGCCAUAUCCUUCUAGGCAUCUUCUAAGAAUAGUGUAAUGGGCUGAAUAGUGACCCCCAGGAGAUACAUUCACUGGGAACCUGCACGUGUGACCUUAUUUGGAAAAGGUUUUUGCAGAUGAAAUCAAGGAUCGGGAAAUGAGAUCAACCUGUAGUAGGGUGGGCCCUGAAUUCAAUGACCAGCUCUUAGAAAAGAAGGGGAAAUAGACAUACAGAGCUGACAGCCAUGUGAAGAUGGAGGCAGAGAUUAGAGCAAUGCAUCUAUGAGCCAAAGAACCCUAAGAAUUGGAAGUCGCUAGAAGCUAGGAAAGAAGCUUGUCACAGAUUAUCUCAGAGUCUCGAUAAGGAACCAACCCUACCAAUAUCUUGAUUUCAGACAUCUGGCCUCCAGGAUUGUGAGGGAAUAAGUGUCUGUUGUUUUAAGCCAUGCAGUUUGUGGUAUUUUGGUACAGCAGCCUUAAGAAUCUGAUACAUGUAUCUCGUAAAACAUCUCUGAUACUUACCUGCGCAUGUGGCUGUGUUUUCUGAUUCUAAAAGAGCCGUAGUAUCUGGAUACUGGAAAGUAUGCGAACUUGAGAGAAGGGCCAUGUCUGAUUUUCCUUCAGUGUCCCAAGGAAGGAUCUUGCACAGCACCUGGAUUUGGAGAGGUGCCAAGUGAAUGCUUCGGUGGACUGAAUGAAUACAAAUCAAAAAUAAUGACGCAGCUGGAAUGGAUGCAGUAAGAUUGCUGUGGCCUAUGCAGUUCACAUAGUUCACACUCUGCAUGUUGAAGAAUAAGUGGACAAAUCUCUUUAGCCCAGGGGCUAGCAAACCGGUCUUUGGGCCAAUUUACCCACCAUCUGUUUUUGUACAGCUUGUGAGCUAUAAAUGGUUUUUAAAAAGGUUGAAUACAAUGAAAAGAAUAAUAUUUUGUGGCAUGAGAAAAGCAUAUGAAAUUCAAAUUUUAGUGUUCAUAAAUAAAAUUUUAUUGGAACCUAA
Molecule: messenger RNA, 4000 nt
Organism: Rhinopithecus roxellana (golden snub-nosed monkey)
Lineage: Eukaryota; Metazoa; Chordata; Mammalia; Primates; Cercopithecidae
Gene: CYRIB
Product: family with sequence similarity 49 member B
Exons: 15
Coding region: 484-1458 (324 amino acids)
Biological process (GO): positive regulation of T cell activation; regulation of actin filament polymerization
Molecular function (GO): small GTPase binding
Source: RefSeq, a predicted model, not a curated record